AUGGCGGCUCAGUCUGAGAACAUGUUGACAGUCAUCAUGUUACUGAGUGUCUUCUAUCUAUCAGGUGUCUUUGCUGAUCCCUGUAAUGGUAAUCAACCUGCCUUUCUCAUUAAAACACCAAAGCUCAUUGAAGGGCUGAGUGGAUCGUAUUUGCAAGUCCCAUGUAGCUUCACAAUUAAAGGUGAAGAAGACAAGUUUAACAGAGGAGAACAAACGUCUGCAGCUUGGAUUCCAAGUAAUAAGAAUAUUUUUGACAUCAGUCACAGAGUUAAUAACCAUCAAAUAAAUAUCACUGGAAACAUAAAAGAGAAAAACUGCACCACUGUGUUUUCUGAUAUAAAGACAAGACAAGAAACUGAAUACUUCCUCAGAGUAGAGAGUAGUGAAUACAGGGCAACAGCUUGUUCUACUCCUCUUCAGAUAAGAGUUAAAGAUUCUCCUUGGAGGCCCAGCAUUAAUGUGACCUCUGACCUGAAGGAGCAUCAGUCUGUCACUGUAACCUGCUCAGCUUUCACUCCCUGUCCAAACUCACCUCCUCAACUCACCUUGAAUCUCCAACAAGACUCUCUCAGACACACAGAGAAAAACACAGAUGGAACCUUUACAACUAAAAUCCAGGAGAACAUCACUCUGUCAGACACACAUGAUGGAUACAACAUCAGAUGUUCUGCCAGAUAUCCUGUGAUUGGAGGAAACAAGACAGCAGAGACAGAAGUGACUCUCAGUGUUUCAUAUGCUCCUAAAGACACCUCAGCAUCCAUCAGUCCAUCAGGUUUGGUGUCAGCAGGUAGCUGGGUGGAGCUGAGCUGCUCCAGCAGAGCCAAACCUCCACCCACAUUCACCUGGUUCAGGAUCAGUGAACAUGGAGACAUUAAUGUGUCUGUGGGGCCGAUUUAUGGCUUUAAUGUUACUGAGGGAGGAGAGUUUUACUGUGAGGCCACAAAUUAUGUGGGUAAUGAGACAUCAUCAAGGAUCUGUGUUAGUACAGAAGGUAAUGAUUCUCCAGACAAACCCAGAAUUGAAACUGAUCUGAAAGAUCUGAAGGAGCAUCAGUCUGUCACUGUAACCUGCUCAGCUUUCACUCCCUGUCCAAACUCACCUCCUGAACUCACCUGGAAUCUCCAACAAGACUCUCUCAGACACACAGAGAAAAACAGAGAUGGAACCUUUACAACUAAAAUCCAGAAGAUCAUCACUCUGUUAGACACACAUGAUGGAUACAACAUCAGAUGUUCUGCCAGAUAUCCUGUGAUUGGAGGAAACAAGACAGCAGAGACAGAAGUGACUCUCAGUGUUUCAUAUGCUCCUAAAGACACCUCAGCAUCCAUCAGUCCAUUAGGUUUGGUGUCAGCAGGUAGCUGGGUGGAGCUGAGCUGCUCCAGCAGAGCCAAACCUCCACCCAGAUUCACCUGGUUCAGGAAAAGUGAACAUGGAGACAUUAAUGUGUCGGUGGGGCCGAUUUACAGCUUCAAUGUGACUGAGGGAGAAGAGUUUUACUGUGUGGCUUCAAAUGAUCUGGGUCAAACCAGAUCAUCUGUGAUCCUAGCUACCAAUAAAGAUUCUCCAGACAAACCCAGAAUUGAAACUGAUCUGAAAGAUCUGAAGGAGCAUCAGUCUGUCACUGUAACCUGCUCAGCUUUCACUCCCUGUCCAAACUCACCUCCUGAACUCACCUGGAAUCUCCAACAAGACUCUCUCAGACACACAGAGAAAAACACAGAUGGAACCUUUACAACUAAAAUCCAGGAGAUCAUCACUCUGUUAGACACACAUGAUGGAUACAACAUCAGAUGUUCUGCCAGAUAUCCUGUGAUUGGAGGAAUCAAGACAGCAGAGACAGAAGUGACUCUCAGUGUUUCAUAUGCUCCUAAAGACACCUCAGCAUCCAUCAGUCCAUCAGGUUUGGUGUCAGCAGGUAGCUGGGUGGAGCUGAGCUGCUCCAGCAGAGCCAAACCUCCACCCACAUUCACCUGGUUCAGGAUCAGUGAAGAUGGAGACAUUAUUGUGUCUGUGGGGCAGAUUUACAACUUUUAUGCCACUGAGGGAGAAGAGUUUUACUGUGUGGCUUCAAAUGAUCUGGGGAAUCAAACAUCUUCUGUGAUCCUAGCUACCAAUAAAGGUUCUGGACUUGGUUUCUGCACUAUAAUAAAGAUCCUGGGACUGGUGAUGCUCUGUGGUGCAUUCAUCAUCUUUGAGUGCUGGUUUCGAUUCUCCAAGAGACUGAUAAAGGACACAGAAGAAGCAAAUGUUGCUGACAGAGUAAUGGAGGUUCAGGCGUCUUGAGUCACAAGGCAAAGAUGCUAAAUUCAUUCUGAGAAGGAGGUUUUUUAUAUUUCUUCAUCCUGUUUUCUGUCUUUGAAACUAUUAUUAUUUACAGUAAUUUUUAAU
Molecule: messenger RNA, 2388 nt
Organism: Poeciliopsis prolifica (blackstripe livebearer)
Lineage: Eukaryota; Metazoa; Chordata; Actinopteri; Cyprinodontiformes; Poeciliidae
Product: vascular cell adhesion protein 1-like
Exons: 11
Coding region: 1-2283 (760 amino acids)
Source: RefSeq, a predicted model, not a curated record